GUGGCAACCGCAGUGGCAGCUCUUUCUUUUGAACGCAGCCAGAAAUGGGCAAUGUUCUUCGAAAGGGAGAUUCGAGUGUUGUUGACGAGAAGAGGGGAUCCGGCGACGCCAGCCCUGCAGCGGCCCCUCCGCCCGUCAUUGGUAUAUCGGUCACGCCUGCGUCGCCAAAAAACCAAAACAACGCUGUCGACGCCCUGCCUGACAGGUGAGAAUGGCAGGGAGGGAAAGGCAGUCGUGGUUUGGGCUCAUAUCUUUCUGUGGUGGUUGGCUGCUAUGGUUGUCUGUCUUUCAGGUAUUUCAAGCGCAACCGAAGGUAAGAAAGGACACAAUGUAGUAGACCCCGGGAUGGUGAUUUCACUCUUGACUCUCCUGUCCCUCUCUGGUACGUGUGAGUGGCAGGGUGUCAGUCAGCGCCGAGAGCGUCAACCCCAACGAUUAUGUCAAGGUGGUCCAUCAAAAGGCCGAGGACACCAAGGUGACCCAGCACACACAGACACACAAACCGAAACCGGCUGUCAGCCACGUGCCUGUGCCUCCCUUGUUGACUGGUGCAGGUGCGGCUGCGUUUGAUACUCAAGGACUGCAACAAGGUCCUCUUCUCGGAGCUGUCGGACGACAAACUGGAAGAGGUGGGCUGCACACCGGACAGCACCACACCCAUGCAGACAGAUCAGCGACAGUUGUGGAUGCCCUUUCUGCCCUCACUCAGAUAGUUGAUGCGAUGUUCCGUGUGGACGUCAAGGAAGGCGAGACCAUCAUCAAGCAGGGCGACGCUGGCGACAACUUCUAUGUCAUCGACGAGGGCGAAUUCGACAUAUUCGUGGCCCGCGACAGCAGCCCGCCGGUCAAGGUGGGGACGGUCGGCCCGGGGCGGUCCUUUGGCGAGCUGGCACUCAUGUACAUGUGCCCCCGAGCUGCGACCGUCACGGUGAGCCCACUAGCUCCACGGAUGGAUGGCUGCAGACCUGUUGCAUUGCAUCGAAAGCUGCUUUCUGUGUGCCUUGCGUGUAUGUGUGUGUGUGUGUGUGUGCAGGCAACGAAGGACUCAGUGUGUUGGGCGUUGAACCGCUAUUCGUUUCAGCAUUUGAUGGUUGCGGGCGAGGCCAAACGCUUCAACGAGUACGAGGCCUUCCUCGAGAGCGUCGCAGUCUUCGGUGAGCGACACUCACGGCCUGCUCACCGAAGACUGCUCAAAUGGUGUGGUGGUCUGUGUCAGCAUCUCUGAACAAGUACGAGCGAAUUCAGCUGUCGGACGCGCUGGUACCCAAUGCUUAUGAAGAAGGUGCGACGGACGGUCUGUUGACGUGCUUGCCACACCUUGCUGGUCGUCUACUCGCUCCCGUUGUGUGUGCAGGUGAGGAGAUCAUCACUCAGGGCGACGAAGACGGCCACGAGCUGUACAUCAUGGAAGAGGUCACACACAGACACACACACACACACACACAGGCGGAUGGCUCUGUCCGGUUGCAUCGGUGCCUGUCUGUCGUUGCCUUUGUGUGUUCAGGGCACGGCAGCGGCCUUCUUGUCGCGUGAUGGGACUGAGGUGAAGGUCAAGGAGUACUCGAGGGGCGACUACUUUGGCGAAUUGGCUCUCAUUGCUGACAAACCAAGAGCGGUAAUCAGAUGGGGCGGACGCUAAUCGACCCUUUCGCUCCAUGACCCCAUUGUGUGCCGUCUUUCCAGGCGACGGUGCGCGCCACGUCCGACUGCUCGUGCCUGUCCAUCAACCGCGAGGACUUUGUCAGGUCAGCACAACACAGCCAUAUUCACGCCAGUGUACUUCUUUGUGUGAGUGCGCUGCAGGUUGCUUGGCCCCAUUCAGGACAUCCUGCAGCGCAAUGCCGACCUUUAUGUCAAGUACGAGGACGCCAUCAAGGUAACAUGAGCAGACACGGCUGCAGUGCCGAGAAUAUCCUCUCCUGCAUGGCUCUAUGUGUGACGUCAGGCUCAGAAUCUGAAGGAGGCCAGCCAGCCACUCGCCGCUGAGGAUGAGGCAGACGACUCGCCUUGAUCCAUACGUAAUGAUAUCGGGGUUGGUGGAUGGGUUGACGGAUGGGCGUAUGUACUGGUCUUUCUCGCGUGCAGGUCAGGUCUGCUUC
Vitrella brassicaformis is the source of this 2099-nucleotide messenger RNA. NCBI's taxonomy places the organism in Eukaryota, Vitrellaceae. The record is from the annotation of a GenBank genome assembly.